Tympanuchus pallidicinctus (lesser prairie-chicken) is the source of this 2668-nucleotide messenger RNA. RefSeq names its product extended synaptotagmin 3 (gene ESYT3). Lineage: Eukaryota; Metazoa; Chordata; Aves; Galliformes; Phasianidae. The record is from RefSeq and is a predicted model, not a curated record. Gene Ontology annotation, molecular function: lipid binding. Bases 36 to 2579 code for a protein of 847 amino acids. Gene Ontology annotation, biological process: lipid transport. The transcript is spliced from 23 exons.
UCGGCCGAGGGACCCCGCGGAGUCGGGGCUCAGCCAUGGAUCCCGCCGCCUCCCGCACAGCCGCCCCGCAGCGGGCGCUGCUCUCGUCCGCGGGUUGGGCGCUGCUGUGGCUCGGCCCCGUGUACCUGGCGGGGUACCUGGGGCUGAGCGGCAGCUGGCUGCUGCUGGGGCUGGCGCUGGCGCUGGGUUGGGCGCGCAACCGGCGGGGAAAGCGCGAGCGGCUGGCGGCAGCCUCGGUGCUGCUGGAGGACGAGCGGGAAGCGGUGCGGCGGGGCCUGGCCGCCCGGCACCUGCCGGCAUGGGUCCAUUUCCCUGAUGUUGAGCGAGUGGAGUGGCUGAACAAGGUCCUUGAACAGGCUUGGCCUUACUUUGGGACAAUCAUGGAAAAAACAUUUAAAGAAGUUGUGGAACCAAAAAUUAGAGCAAAGAGUGUACAUCUGAAAACAUGCACCUUUACCAAGAUCCAGUUUGGUGAGAAGUGCCCUAGAAUCAACGGAGUAAAAGUCUACACCAAAGAAAUUGAUAGAAGACAAGUUAUCCUAGACCUGCAGAUAUGUUAUGUAGGAGACUGCGAGAUUCACAUGGACAUAUCGAAAUUUAAUCUUGGGGUGAAAGGUGUACAGUUGUAUGGGACUUUGCGAGUGAUACUGGAACCUCUUCUCACUGAUGCCCCUUUCAUUGGAGCAGUGACAUUGUUUUUUAUGCAGAAACCGCACUUGGAAUUCAACUGGGCAGGAAUGAGCAACCUCCUGGAUGUCCCAGGAAUUAAUGUAAUGUCUGACUCACUGAUUCAAGAUUACAUUGCUGCACGGCUAGUUCUGCCAAACAGGAUCACGGUGCCUUUGAAGAAGAACAUGAGCAUUGCCCAGUUGAGGUUCCCUAUCCCACACGGAGUAAUAAGGGUUCAUCUGCUAGAAGCUGAAAACCUUGUCCAGAAAGAUAAUUUCCUUGGUGCAAUCAGGGGGAAGUCUGACCCAUACGCUCUUCUUCGGCUUGGCACGGUGCAGUAUCGAAGCAAGACAAUUUCCAGAGAUCUUAAUCCCAUUUGGAAUGAGACAUUUGAGUUUGUUGUUCAUGAAGUGCUUGGUCAGGACUUAGAAGUGGACUUGUAUGAUGCAGAUCCAGAUAAAGAUGACUUCAUGGGCAGCUUGCUUAUAAGCCUUCUGGAUAUAAAGAAUGACAAAACAGUUGAUGAGUGGUUUCCCUUAAGCAAGACAACAAGUGGACACUUGCACUUAAAGCUGGAAUGGCUUUCACUAGUAAAUGACCAAGAAAAGCUAUGUGAGGAUAAGAAGGGCCUGUCUACAGCAAUUCUGAUAGUCUACUUGGACAGCGCUUUCAACCUCCCAAAAAACCACUUCGAGUAUUCAAAUGGUGAAUGUGGAGCAAAGAAGAUCAAAAAUAACAAGUACCUCAAGAAGACAGAACGAGAACCUUCCUCCUUUGUCCUGCUCACAGUAGGAAGCAAGACUCAAAAAAGCAAGACCUGCAAUUUCAACAAAGAUCCCAAGUGGGGCCAGGCUUUCACCUUCUUUGUCCACAGUGCUCAUUCCCAAUCACUGCAUGUUGAGAUAAAAGACAAAGAUCAGGAUAGUUGUCUCGGAACAUCAGUGGUAUGUCUCUCCCACUUACUUAAGGACCCAAACAUGACUCUGGAUCAGAGAUUUCAGUUGGACCAUUCCAGUUCAGACAGCUUCAUUAAAAUUAAACUAGUGCUGCGGGCCUUGAAUGUUGAGGAACCUGAUGCACAGAGAGUCAAGACUGGUGUCAGCGCCUCGAAGAAAGGUCCCAUGCAUGUCAUGGAGAAAGGUGGAAACCAGCAGGAGUUUGUCUCCCCACCAAAACCAGAAGUCUCAAAAGUACCUCCUGUGAGCAAAGACACUGCUGUGCGGGAAUCUCAGCCAAAAAAAGACAACAGUGAAGACCUGGACACAAGUAACAGUUCAGCAAUGCCUGCAGCAAGUGAAACUGUUGCCAGUCUUGAUGAGACAGAGAGUGACCAAGAUCUGGAGCAUCGUGUGCCAUCAGCAUUGCACACCAGGGCAGCAGUAGUGCCCACAUUGCCAGUUGUAGAAGAACUGAGGCUUGCACCCAGUGUUACUUCACUGGGUUCUCUGCCUUCCUCUUGCUUUGAACUCAGUAGCAGCAAUCUGGACCUUCAUAAUGGGACAGAAAUGCCUCUGGGAGAGAUUCAGCUCACAGUGCGCUAUGCUUCCAUACGGCAGAGCCUUGUUGUGCUGGUGAAUGGCUGCAGAAACUUAAUACCCUCUUCCAAUCGUGGAGUGGAUCCAUAUGUCCGUAUAUAUCUGCUUCCAGAUAGAAGAUGGACAAGUAGGAAGAAGACUUCUGUUAAGAAAAAAACUCUGAACCCCCAGUAUGAUGAAAAGUUUGAAUUUUUUGAAUCUUUGGAAGAAGUCAAGAGAAGGACACUGGAUGUUGCAGUGAAAAACAGCAGGCCAUUCAUUUCACAGGAAAAAAAGGAGCUGGGAAAAGUGCGGAUUGAUUUGUCACAGGAGGAUUUAAUCAAGGGUUUUACACAGUGGUAUGAGCUGACAAGAAGUAGACGCAAGAAAAACUGAUUUCUUCUCAUGUACAUAAGUUAUUAAUUUUUAAGCUUUGUAUUGACUGUACAUAUCUCUUUUGUAAUUGAAGUGUUUUGAAACAUUCA